AUGUCAGUCACAGAUGAACAAAAAUUAAAUAUUCUUUCUCAAGAUCUUCUGGUGUACAUAUCACAUCUCGAGGAAUCUUAUAACCGCAUAGAGGAGUCGGAGGAGAAAAUUAUUGUGCAGGAAUGGUUAUUUAUGAUUCUUGAACAUUUAAGUAAUGAUUUGGACGAKGCUCGAAUCCGAAACAUGGCCCUGAGUCAAAUGUUGAUGGACAUCGAGAGCAAUAAACUGCGGACUCCGUUCAAUGAGAGGCCAUCCUGCCGAGCUUACGCCGAACUCAUCGACUGGUUGAAGACCGUGUUGAAUCAACAGGCGUCCUUGGAAAAAGAAGAAGAAGAAGAUGAAUUGGACGAGGAACCUGUACCCGAAAACCGUGAAAUGGAAGUCACCGAAUUUGACAAUUUGGUUUCUGCUGACAAUCGAACCUAUGUAGCUAUCCGCACUUUACCGAAUAGUGGUGGUGUGUUUGGUUACUUAGCUAUUACAAUGGGUGAUACGAAUGAACCKCAAUGGCUGGACUGCAAUGGCAAGCCGAUAUGUACACCGGUGCCAUUUAAUUUGCGCGUGGAACAAGUUAAAACAGAUAUCCAAUUAGAAUGYUUGGCGUACGAUGAGACGGACGCCAAACAGGUGUGGGGCGUUUUGAAUAACAGGAAAUCAGUAUGUAUAAGAAACGAAUUUUAUGAUUUCUACAAAACGUUGUACGAAAACGUCCAACAAGAAAUGGUGGCUGAAGCAAACACAUGCGUAGUCCGAAAAUGUUCGCAUCCGUUCAUCAAUAAGUUACUUGAGUUCCUCGUGAUCGACUUGAAAGCUAUUGGUAUGACUGACCUCCAAAUAUUUAAUAAAAUCAAGAUGCUUUCCAUGUUGAAAAAGCAAAUAAAAUCUGUAAUAUGUGAAGUAAGAAUAUACAUACGUGUUAACUACCUUUAA
Diuraphis noxia (Russian wheat aphid) is the source of this 930-nucleotide messenger RNA. RefSeq lists its product as uncharacterized. The record is from RefSeq and is a predicted model, not a curated record. NCBI's taxonomy places the organism in Eukaryota, Metazoa, Arthropoda, Insecta, Hemiptera, Aphididae.